CUCGCUGCUCUUCUCCUUUUCUCUCGCAGCAUCUUCCUGGGAGCCUGUAGGUGAAGCAGCAGCAGCUGCAUCCAUGGCCUAUCCUUGGGGUUAACACUUGUCUCCUUUGGCUUCAGCAGCAAGGGACGGAGCAGAUCGCCCGGCCUCAGCGGCAGCAGUCUUGUGAGGAUUUAGCUGGGACCUGGAAUCCUAUCCUCCUGUGUUUUCUCAGACUCCUUGGAAAUUAAGGAAUGCAAUUCUGCCACCAUGAUGGAAGGAUUGAAAAAACGUACAAGGAAGGCCUUUGGAAUACGAAAGAAAGAAAAGGACACUGACUCUACAGGUUCACCGGAUAGAGAUGGAAUUCAGGGGAAAAAAAAGACCCAGAAGACUCAGCUUCUCCUCACCUCUUGCUUCUGGCUCAGAGCCCUCUCGUUAACUCUGUCUCAGAAGAAAAGCAAUGGGGCACCAAAUGGAUUUUAUGCAGAAAUUGAUUGGGAAAGAUACAACUCACCUGAGCUGGAUGAAGAAGGCUACAGCAUCAGACCUGAGGAACCUGGCUCUACCAAAGGAAAGCACUUUUAUUCUUCAAGUGAAUCAGAAGAAGAAGAAGAGUCACACAAGAAAUUUAAUAUCAAGAUUAAGCCAUUGCAAUCUAAAGACAUUCUUAAAAAUGCUGCAACUGUAGAUGAACUGAAGGCAUCGAUAGGCAACAUUGCGCUUUCCCCAUCACCGGUGAGGAAGAGUCCGAGGCGCAGCCCGGGUGCAAUUAAAAGGAACUUGUCCAGUGAAGAAGUGGCCAGACCCAGGCGGUCCACACCAACUCCAGAACUUAUAAGCAAAAAACCUCCAGAUGACACUGUGGCCCUAGCUCCCCUCUUUGGCCCACCAUUAGAAUCAGCCUUUGAUGAACAGAAGACAGAAGUUCUUUUAGAUCAGCCUGAGAUAUGGGGUUCAGGCCAACCGGUUAAUCCAAGCAUCGAGUCGCCAAAGUUAACAAGGCCUUUUCCCACUGGAACACCUCCACCACUGCCUCCGAAAAACGUACCAGCCACCCCACCCCGAACAGGCUCCCCACUCACAGUCGGACCAGGAGAUGACCGGUCAGCUACAGAGGUCAAAAUUGAAAAGCUACCAUCAAUCAAUGACUUGGACAGCAUUUUUGGCCCCGUGUUGUCCCCCAAGUCGGUUGCUGUUAAUGCUGAAGAAAAGUGGGUCCGUUUCUCUGAUACGUCCCCGGAACAUGUUACUCAGGAGUUGACUCCAAGGGAAAAGGUGGUGUCCCCUCCAGCUGCAUCAGACAAUCCAGAUGACUCCCCAGAGCUGGGCCCCCCAAGCCCUCCAGGCCCCCCAGGUCCUCCAGGGCCCCCUGGUCCUCCUCGCAAUGUACCAUCGCCGCUCAAUUUAGAAGAAGUCCAGAAGAAAGUCGCUGAGCAGAGCUUCAUUAAAGAUGAUUAUUUAGAAACAAUCUCAUCUCCUAAAGAUUUUGGGUUGGGACAGAGAGCAACUCCACCUCCCCCUCCACCACCUACCUACAGAACUGUGGUUUCGUCCCCCGGACCUGGCUCGGGCAGUGGUACGGGGACCACCAGUGGUGCAUCGUCCCCUGCUCGGCCAGCCACUCCCUUGGUUCCCUGCAGCAGCACUACCCCUCCUCCACCUCCUCCCCGGCCUCCAUCUCGGCCAAAGCUACCUCCUGGAAAACCUGGAGUCGGAGAUGUGCCCAGACCUUUCAGCCCUCCCAUCCAUUCUUCCAGCCCUCCUCCAAUAGCACCCCUAGCCCGGGCUGAAAGCACCUCGUCGAUAUCGUCUACCAAUUCCUUGAGUGCAGCCACCACUCCCACAGUUGUGUCAGAAGAUGAUGUUUUUUAUGACAAACUGCCCUCAUUUGAAAGGCGCUGUGAAACCCCUGCAGGUUCUUCCAGGGGGCCCAGUCCGCUAACCAUGGGGGCCCAGGACACCUUGCCUGUUGCAGCAGCAUUUACAGAAACAGUCAAUGCCUACUUCAAAGGAGCCGAUCCAAGCAAAUGUAUCGUGAAGAUUACUGGAGAAAUGGUGUUGUCCUUCCCUGCCGGCAUCACCAGACACUUUGCCAACAACCCAUCGCCAGCUGCCCUGACUUUUCGGGUGAUAAAUUUCAGCAGGUUAGAACACGUCCUGCCAAAUCCCCAACUUCUCUGCUGUGAUAAUACCCAAAAUGAUGCCAAUACCAAGGAAUUCUGGGUAAACAUGCCAAAUUUGAUGACUCACCUAAAGAAAGUGUCCGAACAAAAGCCACAGGCUACAUAUUACAAUGUGGACAUGCUUAAAUAUCAGGUGUCUGCCCAGGGCAUUCAGUCCACACCCCUGAACCUGGCAGUGAACUGGCGGUGUGAGCCCACAAGCACUGACCUGCGCAUAGAUUACAAAUACAACACAGAUGCAAUGACGACCGCUGUGGCUCUCAACAAUGUGCAGUUCCUGGUCCCCAUAGACGGAGGAGUGACCAAGCUCCAGGCCGUGCUCCCCCCAGCAGUCUGGAAUGCUGAACAACAAAGAAUAUUGUGGAAAAUUCCCGACAUUUCUUUGAAGUCAGAAAAUGGAGGUGUGGGUUCUUUGUUGGCAAGAUUUCAGUUAUCUGAAGGCCCAAGCAAGCCUUCCCCAUUGGUUGUGCAGUUUACAAGUGAAGGAAGCACCCUUUCUGGCUGUGACAUUGAACUUGUUGGAGCAGGCUAUCGAUUUUCACUCAUCAAAAAACGGUUUGCUGCAGGAAAAUACUUGGCAGAUAACUAAUAAAACAUUAUGCAAGAAUUUGGAGGAUUCAUAUAAUGGAGAACUGUUGUAUGAGACACAAGUUUCCAUUUUGGUUUGAUGAAAACAAAUCAAAAUCUGCACUUGGGAUAAAUCUGCUGGAAAUGCCCUUGACUUUUCAGCAGUGAUUCCCUCACACAAUACCAUGAUGACCAGUCCUACAGUAUUUACUUCUAGGUGUAAUAUUGUUAUGGUUUUAAAAUGUAAUUAUUGUAUUUGUAAAUUGUACUCAUUCCAGUAAGGUCGUUAGACACUUGAGUUCUAGCAUUUUACCAUUCCUGAAAUGGAUGUAAUUUAAACUGUGGUAUGUAAAUUUAAUAGUAGUACUGUUGAAUGGCACAGUGCUUACAGAGGUAGACUGAAUUUUGUCAAUAUAUAAAAUUUAAAUAUAAUAUUGAUAGCUAUCAUAAAGGGGGUGCCACAUACAAAGAGAACUAAGUGGAACCAGGAAAAAAACUUCUUUUCUUCAGUCCUUAGUAUGUUUUAUUCUAGUGCUACAUAAAAAUUCUAUCUUCAGAUGUUUAGUGGGUUAAAUUCAGAAACUAUUUCAAAAAAAUUCUAAGGUUACAGCAUAUUCAAAAAAAAGCAUUAAUUACCACUUUUUAAAAAGCUUUUUUUUCAAACUGCAAAUUUCAUAAAAAUGCAAACUGUGUAAACAGGGCCUCUUAUUUUUAUAACUUGUGUAAAAAGGGAAAGCAAUUCAUAUUUAAAGUUUAAGUAUAUGAAAUUAUAAUCAAGAGUAAAGAUGUUGACAUCUUAACUAUUUCCCCCUGUCUCUACAAUUUAGCAGAUGUAGAGACUGUUGAAUAAUCGGUCAGACUACAAUCAAAAUUGUGAUUUUAAAACAUCGAGAUUUCCAUAGUGGAACUGGUUGACAACUUUUGUGCAAUUACUCUGAACAGAAUUUCUCCCAUCUAGCAUGCAGCACGGGUCCAUGUAUCUGCCCCUUCACACACAGGAAUCUGAGAUGGAGACUAGAAAUCUCACACACAAAAAAUUUUGUCCCCUGUUUAAAUCCAGAGGGAGAAUUUUAAUCAAAAUUAUUUAUAACAUUCAGGAAGGAGAAAAUAAGCUUUAUAAAUGAAAUUCUAUCCACAUAAUUGUGCAAUAAAUUCCUUUUAGAUAAGAUUCAUUGUAUGAAAUUAUAAAUCUUUGCCGUUCUUGGGGAAUCAAAAAGAGAGUUAUCAAAAAUGUGCUAUGAUUUUAUCGUUGCAAGAUAUAAUAAAAACUUCCAUUACUGAAUUUGGCCUCACAGUACAGGCAUUCAGAAUAGAGAAGCACUUCUUCAGGGAUCCCGGCUGUAAAACCCUCUUCCUUUACAAUCUGAAAACAUGAAUCUUCCUUCAAGUCAUAGAACUUAUUUUAAAUAUAAGCAAAUUUCUAUUCUAGAUUAUAUCAUUAAGUUACUGUAAUUUUAAGUGUUUGUCAUUAGUUGCUAAAUUUUACUUUACAUUUACUCAUAUUUGACACAGAAUCUUUAGCCCCUUUAAAUUUUAGAAUCACAUUAAAAUGUGUAGGUCCUGCUCUUAAAAUGAGAAUGUGACUGGCAGUUGUUUAUGGUAGAACUUUUAAAAUGAAUAUUUGCACUUCUCAGUGAGUGUUUGCUACCCAGAACUGCUCUGUUUUACGUUAGAAGAAUACUCUCAAUUGGCCCCUCAAGUCUUGUGUUGAAGUCUUCUAAACAAACAAUUAAUAUAUUCAUUUUGAGUAAAGAUAUUCAAUUUUAUUUUGAAACCAAAAUAGAAAGUAGAAACUUUUAAAUCCCAGGAAACAUGGGCAAAUUUCAAACACUAAAACCAGUGGAAAGUAAGCAGCAGAAAAUUGGGAAUUAUCCACUUAUGUGAACAUAAAAAUGUGUUUUUAAGUAAUCAAUUCAUGGAAAAAAACAUACUGAAAAUUAACACAAAGCGCAUAUUAAAAAUGUGUAAAUAUUA
Molecule: messenger RNA, 4703 nt
Organism: Phyllostomus hastatus (greater spear-nosed bat)
Lineage: Eukaryota; Metazoa; Chordata; Mammalia; Chiroptera; Phyllostomidae
Gene: SGIP1
Product: SH3GL interacting endocytic adaptor 1
Exons: 25
Coding region: 247-2751 (834 amino acids)
Biological process (GO): synaptic vesicle endocytosis; clathrin coat assembly; clathrin-dependent endocytosis
Cellular component (GO): plasma membrane; clathrin-coated vesicle; cytoplasm
Source: RefSeq, a predicted model, not a curated record